AUGCACGACCGAUCGCACGGUGUCAUCACGCUUCCAGUCCAUUUGGCGCAACAACAGAUGGUCUACUUCGAGGAAGGCAACGAGGAAGAAGCUGUGGCAGCAGCACGUGAUGGCAUUACAAAGUUGACCGCUUGGUUUACUUUGAAUCAAAAUGAUGGACACGCCCACCAAUUCCUAUACACCGACAUUCCAUACCAUUACGUUUACCGAAACAAUAUGUGGAACCAACGGCGACAGGGUGCUGACAAAGUCAUCGGCAGAAUGUAUAGUGUUAGUCCACGUGAUGAGGAGCGAUUCUGUCUGCGAUUGUUGCUUCUGCAUACUACUGGCGCUACUGGCUACGAUUUCCUUCGGAGUUUCAACGGAGUCCAGCAUGAAACGUUCAAGGCAACAGCUAUUGCGCGACAACUACUGGCAUCGGACGAAGAAUUUGAUAGGUUUUUGGCUGAAGCUGCUAACGCCCAAAUGCCCUAUCAACUUCGGCAAAGCUUUGCAUAUCUGUGUGUUUUCUGCCGGCCACAGAAUGUAAAGCUUCUGUUCGACAAAUACGUAGAGGACUUCAUAUUAGACUUUCAGAAUGUGCACAAAUUGCCCAGAGCACCUUCGAUCAACCUGGCUCUACAUCAAAUUCAAGUCGUCCUACAACAGAAUUCACUCGAAUGUUCCACGUUUGGUUUGCCCACACCAACUGGUACGUACACCGAAGCCGGUCAAUAUGUUCAGGCUGUGGAAAAGGAGAAGGCCGACCGUCUAAUCCCGACCUUGACUGUGGAACAGCGAGCGGCGUUCGAUAAAAUAGUCGAGGGUAUCGACAAUCCAGCCAGCCCGAAAUUGUUUUAUUUGAAUGGCCCAGGUGGAUCCGGGAAGACGUAUCUGUACCAAACGUUAAUCAGUUUCAUCCGUGACAGAGGACAAACUGUUAACGCAUACGCAUCAACUGGCAUAGCAUCCACAUUGAUGGACGGGGCUACCACUAUCCAUUCCGGUUUCGGAGUGCCUUUUCGGUUGGAAGACACUAGCACGUCCUCAAUAAAACAGACGUCACCCAUCGCCAAAAGUCUCAGGAGUGCUUCGGUUCUAAUCCUGGAUGAAAUCACAAUGCUGCACAAAGACGCACUCCGGGUGAUAGACAAACUGCUUCGUCCAGCUAUUAUCAAUGCGUCCAUAACGUCCGGCAGUUUAUGGCGUCAUUUCCGUUAUAUCUCGCUGACAGAAAACAUGCGAAGCGCGGGGCAAAACGAUCACAACGCAUGGCUCCUGAACUUGGGCAGUGGAUUCCACGGAUUCCUGGCCUCUCCGAAAAUGCUGUUGAAAUACCAGCCGACAUGA
Messenger RNA from Bradysia coprophila, 1329 nucleotides. RefSeq lists its product as uncharacterized. The record is from RefSeq and is a predicted model, not a curated record. Gene Ontology annotation, biological process: DNA integration; DNA repair; telomere maintenance. Lineage: Eukaryota; Metazoa; Arthropoda; Insecta; Diptera; Sciaridae. Gene Ontology annotation, molecular function: DNA helicase activity; nucleic acid binding.